AGUACUGUGCAGCGGCAGAGGCUGAAUUGCCUUAGAACUCCUGCCAGACGUCUCUGCUGCACGUGGUGCCGAACGGCAAUGAGCUUUCGGCUUUGAGCACCCGAUGCUGCGGUAUCACCGGCGCUGACAGGUCUAGCGCCAAGCUAUGCCUCGGGUCCUCGUCGUGCAAUCUUCUUCUCACACCAGCCCCAAUCUGUAAGUGCCCUGACGAGAGCAUGGAACCGCCGAGCUCCAAGGAGACGCCACCCGAGAAACCGAAGAAGCCCCAGCACGUCACCAUAGCGGCCAAGCCCAAGCCAGCAUCCCAGUCGUCCAUAAGGAUCCGGGGGUUCUCAGAUCUUGCCCGCGGGAACAGAGCCAACGAGGAAGAUGGCGAGGCAUACUAUGCUGGCGGCUCAGAGCGGAGUGGCCAGCAGAUUAUCGGGCCAAGCAGGAAAGCUGACAGCAAGGAUAACUUUGUGGCCGACAUGUUCAAGGCAGCCAAGAGGAACGGCGCUCAAGUGAUAGAACCAGGAGUGAAUGACGCUGCCUGUCGAUCGCCGAGCGCCGGUGGCAGCUGGUCCUCGGGAAGUGGCCACAGGCUGGGCGGAGCUACGACGGGAGGUGAGAGUGGGGCCCCUGCAGUCCCUCCGGUCGCCUCCGCGCAGAGCCAGGCUUCCGUCUCGCGGGUAAUCAAGAUGUGGGAGGAUGGCUUCAGCAUCGACGAGGGACCCCUACACGCCUACGACAGUGCAAGCAGCCAGCAGUUUCUCCAGGCUAUUCGCCAAGGGGAGAUCCCUGCGGAGCUGUUGCAGGAGGCAGGCGGGGCUGAGGUGAGCCUCAUCAUGGAAGACCACCGGCACGAGCAGUUCGUGGCACCCCAGCGUGCCAAGGUGAUGGCGUUUGAGGGCACGGGUCACCGACUCGGCGCUGUGACUCCGACACUAAGCCGACCUUCGGUGGCCACACCACCGCUGGAACACUCGGAGGCAAACGCCAAGAAAGCGAUAAACCUGAACGAGUCUCUGCCGACGACCAACGUCCAGAUUCGCCUGUCUGAUGGCUCGAGGUUGGUGGCUCACAUGAACCACACCAACACGGUGGCGGACAUCCGCAAGUACAUCGUGAUCGCCAGGCCUGAGUACGAGGCAGCGACUUUUGCACUGCUGACAACGUUCCCGCUCAAGGAACUGACAGAUGAAAAGGCAACAUUGAAAGAGGCGAACCUGCUGAACGUCGUCAUCGUGCAGCGCCUGACGUGACGAUGGCGACUGGUGUCAUAGACGGAAAUACAUAUUCAGUCACGCCUCUGCUCAUACUUUGCGACAGAGAAAGAACGAGAGAGAG
Molecule: messenger RNA, 1326 nt
Organism: Dermacentor silvarum
Lineage: Eukaryota; Metazoa; Arthropoda; Arachnida; Ixodida; Ixodidae
Product: NSFL1 cofactor p47-like
Exons: 1
Coding region: 216-1241 (341 amino acids)
Biological process (GO): nuclear membrane reassembly; autophagosome assembly; proteasome-mediated ubiquitin-dependent protein catabolic process
Cellular component (GO): nucleus; cytosol
Molecular function (GO): ubiquitin binding
Source: RefSeq, a predicted model, not a curated record